This is a messenger RNA of Oncorhynchus nerka (sockeye salmon), 1170 nucleotides long. RefSeq lists its product as uncharacterized. Bases 202 to 891 code for a protein of 229 amino acids. The transcript has 3 exons. The record is from RefSeq and is a predicted model, not a curated record. NCBI's taxonomy places the organism in Eukaryota, Metazoa, Chordata, Actinopteri, Salmoniformes, Salmonidae.
CUGUUCAAACCGCGGAGAGAAAGAGGGAGAGAGCGAGUCAUACUUUCCAAAAACUCACCAUGUGUAAUUUGACUUCACUUGCACCAGCGACGGACUAAACUGCGUACGUCUCCGGAAUUUUCUUCUAUAAGGCCCAGUAGCAUUGCUUGCCAGGCUAAUAGACACACUGCUGGGGAACAAGACUAGUCCAGCUACAUUGUGAUGAAGUGGCUCCACGAUGGAACAACUAGCUGGGCUUGGCUCUGCCUCUCCUGUUGCCUCCUGAGUGCCUGGUGCCCGGUGGGGGCAGAGGUGGGACCCACGCCCGACCCUGAGUCAGGGGAGCCCAUGCAGGGAGAUUGGGAGUGGGGCUCCGGUUCCUUCAACCUCCAGGAUCUACUCCACAGCUUCCCCGCCGACAGCCCUUUUGUGACAGAGACUCCGGGGAAUCCUGUCAACUGCUCCCAGCGCUUCUGGCUGCCCUCUGCCUCCCCAGUCUGCUGGGACGACAUCGCCGGGCCGGAGGAGUUUGAGCAGUCUCGUCUGCUGGUGCUCCAGAAUAGGGCGGCCCUGCAGGCGGUGUCCCUGGCCAGCGAGGUGGUGGUAGAAGGGGGAACUUCAGCCUCGUUUAAACAGCAGGCCUUGGAGGACUUGCAGGUGGUGAGGGCGGACUACCUGAACGUGACAGAGACGACAGAGACCAUGCAGAAGGUGUUCCUCACACUGGAGGAGAAGAGGAAGGAGGGGACUGAGCACUGGACCUUCUCAAGUAUAAAGGAGCACAUUGCCAAAACAAAGGACUCCAUCAACGGAAAAGACAACGUGGCAGCCCUCCUAGAGAAACAGUUCUCUAGCCUAGAGAAGUCUUUACACAUCAUGCAACUCCGACUUGACAAACUAAUGGCACAGUGAAUGAUGUGUUCUUCAGGAUAUUUUUUUGUCAGCUUUUGAAUGAACUGUACCAUCAUGUAAUAUAUCCCACUAACAAUGCAUGCAAACUCAGGUUAAAAAACCCUUUACAAAACAUGAGGUGCACUUUCUUUGUAUAUGAACUAGGUAUUUUAUUCUUCCGUAGUCACAUUCCUAUUAGGUGUAUUUUAAUCCUAUCUGAAACCCAAACUGCAUGCAAAGCCUACAGCAUCAGGGAGAUUUUGAUGGAAAUAAAAUCUAUUUUUAUACUCCGCAUAUGCA